AUGGCAGAUCAAUUAAAAGAAUUUGUUGAAAUGCCAAAACAAUUUAUCAAAGAAGGCACUCAGUUUGUAAAUCGAUGCACUAAACCUGAUCGUAAAGAAUUCAUUAAGAUUUCACAAGCAGUUGCAAUGGGAUUUUUUGUAAUGGGAUUUAUUGGAUUUUUUGUAAAAUUAGUUCAUAUUCCAAUUAAUAAUAUUCUUGU
Molecule: messenger RNA, 200 nt
Organism: Entrophospora candida
Lineage: Eukaryota; Fungi; Glomeromycota; Glomeromycetes; Entrophosporales; Entrophosporaceae
Source: the annotation of a GenBank genome assembly